AAAUAUGCUGUGAGUGUUAUGACAAAAUGCUGUGAGUUCUUCACGAAAUCCUCACAAAAGUGGAAUCCCCUGCCUAGUAAGUGAGUGGUUAAGACAAAAUAAUAUCCACGUAUAAAGCUGUAAAUUGAAGUAAAUACAAGUUUUGAAAAAGGUAUAAGCCAUAAUUUGCAAGUGCAUUCUGUGUAAUUUGCGUGAAAAUUGUACCCCAAACCUCACUUCGUCAAACGUCGUGUUUUGUAAGAAAAAAAAAUUGUAGUGAUUUGUCCCUGGUGCGUGAGAAAAGCAAAAAAAUAUUGAACCCUAGGAAGUGUGUAUAAUAAAGUUUGUAGUGAAUAAAAUGGAAUGCCCCCAUCUUUUUAGUGAAGAAUGUGUUAAGAUAAAUCGAGACUUUGUGAGAAAACAGAAAAUCGAAAUAUCAGCAGCCACUUCGACGUCAAAGACAUGGCGAUGUUUAGAAUGUGCAUCAAUGAAAGAGAACUGGAUGUGUCUAAAUUGUGGCACAGUACUGUGUGGUCGCUACGAGAAUUGUCACGCCUUGAAGCACUCAACGUACCGAAAUGAUCAUAAGAUUUGCAUGAGUACGAUAAACUUCUCAGUGUUCUGCUACAAGUGCGACGAUUUCAUUGUCAAUGACACAAAAGACAGGCGCUUAGAUGAAUUGCGUCAGGAGUUGAGUAGCAAGGAUGACGAUUCGGCAUCGGAGACAUCCACAACAACAUCAUCCUCCUCGUCAACAUCAUCUGGCGUGGAAGAUCCAGCAUCUAGUGGAAAAUAUCAGCAAGAACUGACAAGUACAUCAUCAUCGAGUGAUUCAGGCUGGGAAGAGAUGCCACUGGGAAGGAAACUUCGUCCCCGAAAGCGUACCAUCUCAAGUGAUAGUAGUGAAAAUGCUAAACGAAAAUCCCUCCGAAAGGUGGUUGGUUUGCGCAAUUUGGGCAAUACCUGCUUCAUGAAUUCCGUAUUGCAAUCUCUAAGUAACAUUCACGAAUUCAGUUGCUACUUCUCUGCGCUCCCUGCCAUUGAAACGGCCAAGCAGAAGCGCUUCUACCAUUCCCGCAGCCUCAAAGAGAAUGUCGAUGAUGCCAAUGUAGUAGAGGAGUUACGCAAGGUUCUGCUGAAUCUCAGUCAGGGUGGAGAUGGAUCCAAAGCCAUUUCGCCUGAGUGUCUUUUUCUCGUGAUAUGGAAGGUGGUACCACAAUUUCGAGGUCAUCGACAGCAUGAUGCUCAUGAAUUUUUGCGUUAUAUGCUGGACCGAUUGCACACAGAACUCCAACAAAUUAGCCUACCUGAUGCCGGAGGCGGUGGUGUAAAUAUCAGCGGUAAGACAGCAGCUGUAGUCAAAUGUCACACAAUAACAUCCACGGAAAACAGUUCAACAAGUAGCUUCAAGGGACGCAGUUCUAUCGUAACCAGUGUCUUUGGAGGCACUUUACAAAGCGAAGUGCGAUGUUUGAUUUGUGGUAUGGAGAGCAAAAAGCACGAUCCAUUUCUUGAUCUCUCACUAGACAUUCCAGAGAAGUUCUACAAAGAGUGUGACGAAGACAAUCAACCUGUAUGCAACAUUUCUGAUUGUUUGUCAAGUUUCACUGAAAUUGAAGAACUUGCUGAGACGGAACUGUACUACUGUAGUUCAUGCAAAUGUAAACAAAAAUCAACGAAGCGUUUUUGGAUCCGUCGACUUCCUAACGUUCUCUGUCUCCAUAUUAAGAGAUUUCGAUGGAGCAACUUUUUUAGAACAAAAAUUGACUUAAGAAUUUCAUUUCCUAUCAACUCUCUGGAUAUGUCUCAAUUUGUUCUUAACAAUGGUCCAGAAACGAGACGAUCAAAUUCCUCCAACAAUGUUUACGAUCUUGCAGCUGUUAUUGUACAUCAUGGAAAUGGAUCAAGCUGCGGCCACUAUACCUCAUUUGCUAUCAACAACGGCACUUGGUUGCAUUUUAAUGAUCACACAGUGAAAGAAGUGCCGCCGUCCGCUGUUGCUGACUGCAAACCUUACAUUCUUUUCUAUAUUAGAAGAGAUUCAAGCAAGAAUUCGUGAGAUUAGAUUUAAGACUGAUUUCAUUCAAACAAGGAGUUUUUUUUACUCCAUUUUUUUUUUAUUUUGAAUCUUGGAUUCAAUUGGUCCUAGCGCCUAUACCCUGUCCCCAUUACUUACAUAAAAAAAACAUACAUUUAAACCAAAUUUCUAACUGCUAAACUCCAGCAAUUUCACUGAAAAAUAAUUUACUGGAAUAUCACAGUAAUAUCCUUACCUUACAUAUAUUAUGUCUCUUUUAUCAGAGUAGUUUUCUUUCUAUCCAUAACUCUCAUAUAGUAUUUGAUGAAAAAAAUACAAAUACAUUAUAAAUGAAGAAAUGAAAUACAAAAGUAACCCAUUAUUUACGUAAAAUAUUAAUUUAAGAACAAACUACUUUUGAGAUGAAUAGAGAAAAUAAGCCCCAGUCUUUAGGUAUGUCAGUAAAAAAAAUGUAUUUGAUUUUAUGUCAAAAAUUCAGAAAAUGCAUAAUUUCUGUUUAGAAUCUAAUGAUAAAAGAAAAAAAACAUAUUUGAAUAUAUCUACAAAUUAUUGCGAGAAAAAAAAGAAACAAUAAAGAAAGAAAACUUAUUCUUUACCUUCUAGAAAGAAAAGUCAUGAAAAUUCCUUACCACAGCUCUAAAAAAAAAUAUAGCUUCUUAGUGGGAAAAUUUUACUAAUAUAAAACAAAAUCUCCAGAAAAUUAUUGAAGUGUAUACGGGCUUAAAUUGGACAAUUGCAAAAAAAUAAACCAUGUUCAGCCAAAAUUCAUCAGGAUAUAGAAAUCUAAAUUUGUCCAGAUUGCAGCAGUGGAAUAUAUUUCUUAAAUACAUUAAAACUGUCAAAUUGGAUGAUGUGUGUAACUUCUAAAAGUAAAAACCCAAUCAUUUGUUUCUGAAUAAGUAAGAAAAAUUCCAAGAGAAAACAGAUAUAUGUACAUACAGAAUACAUUAAACUUGUAGUUUAUUAUAAUGAAAAGUAAAAGAAUAUUUAAAUGCAGAAGAAACAUUUAAGAUAAAAGUAUAAUGGAUUAAAAACUCAAAGUAAAUAAUUAAAUUAGAAAGGAAAAUUACUGAAAAAUAUAACAAAGAAUCAUUUUUUGCGGUUUUAUUGUAUAAAAAUGAAUCUCGUGUGAUUUCAAUCAUGCUUUUAUUUUGAGCUGAUAAUUAUGUGAGUGCAUUUAUGUACGUACAAUGCACAGUAAUUUCGAAAAUAAUAUUAAUUUUAUUUUUUUUAAGAUACAAAAACCUUCCCACAAUUUUCUUAAAUAUAGACCGAUUUUUUUUUAAAUUUUGGAUUUACAAAUAACUACACAGGACAGAAGAACAAAAAAUUAUAACUUUAAUUUGAGGCUAUACACUGGAUGAUCUGUAAUAUGUUAAAUACUUUAUGGAUAACAUGAAUAAAUAAUUUUAUUUCAAGUA
Molecule: messenger RNA, 3438 nt
Organism: Phlebotomus papatasi
Lineage: Eukaryota; Metazoa; Arthropoda; Insecta; Diptera; Psychodidae
Product: ubiquitin carboxyl-terminal hydrolase 3-like
Exons: 5
Coding region: 338-2038 (566 amino acids)
Biological process (GO): protein deubiquitination
Cellular component (GO): cytoplasm
Molecular function (GO): cysteine-type deubiquitinase activity; zinc ion binding
Source: RefSeq, a predicted model, not a curated record